UGAGAAAACGAAUUGAAAUGACCAAUGAAUAGAAAGAAACUAAACAGAACACGAGUUUCAGAACUGAAUUGAAUUACCAGAAAAUAACAGAGAUCCUUCUUUCAUGGCCGUGUCGUCGCGGCACAAUCAUUUACCUAUGUUCAACACAGCGUCGUAAUGCUAACUGGUUCUUCAUUGGUUUAUUUUCCUAGUUUUGGAAUUAUGUAUUGUGAUUCGAAUAUCAAACCAUGGUGAAGGAGACAACGUACUACGACAUUUUAGGGGUCAACGUUGAUGCAUCCCCUGCAGAGAUCAAGAAGGCUUAUUAUAUCAAGGCUAGGAUAGUUCACCCUGAUAAAAAUCCAGGAGAUCCCAGGGCUGCAGAAAAUUUUCAGAUACUUGGUGAGGCUUACCAGAUUUUGAGUGAUCCCAAGAAGCGUGAAGCAUAUGAUAAGCAUGGAAAGGCAGGGUUACCACAAGAAUCCAUGAUAGAUCCAACAGCUGUAUUUGGAAUGCUUUUUGGAAGUGAAUUGUUUGAAGAUUAUAUUGGAAAACUUGCAAUGGCUUCUUUAUCAUCUAUAGAAGCUGAGGAAGUCUCACUAGAUCUUGAAGUUCGUAUGCAGAGAAUUCAAGAAAGGAUGAAAACAUGGCAGAAGGAAAGGGAACAAAAGCUUAUAGUGACCCUGAAAGAUCGCUUACAGCCUUUUGUUGAUGGUCGAACAGAUGAAUUUGUAUCGUGGGGAAAUUCAGAAGCUUGUGACCUAUCAAACGCUGCUUUUGGAGAGGCCAUGCUACAUACAAUUGGUUAUAUCUAUACCCGAAAAGCUGCCAGAGAACUUGGAAAGGAUAAGCGGUAUAUGAAGGUUCCUUUUUUGGCAGAGUGGGUACGAGACAAAGGACACUGGAUAAAGUCACAAGUGAUGGCAGCCUCAGGUGCCGUGUCCUUAAUUCAAAUACACGAAGAGCUCAAGAAGCUAAACCAAGGAGAAAACAAGGAAGAAAACUUGGUAAAAGCUAUCGAGAAUAAAAAGGAUGCCAUGAUAAAUUCCCUUUGGCAGAUCAAUGUGAUUGAUAUUGAAUCAACCCUGUCCCAUGUCAGCCAAGCUGUUCUUAAAGAUCCUGGUGCUUCCAAAGAUGUUCUAAGGUUACGAGCCAAAGCGUUGAAGAAGUUGGGAACUAUCUUUCAAGGUGCCAAGGCUGCUUACAAUAGAGAAAACAGUCUUCGCCACGAAAGUGACAGACCAAGAGACACGUCUUCUUCAUCAUAGUCAUUAAUAGUCAUGGAAGCUCCCAAUUUUGAAGGAUUUCCAAACAUGCACUCUUUAAUUUUUAGAAUAUAAAGGAAGUGUUGUUAUCUGAUGGAAUAUGUCCUAUUACUUAACUGUUAAAUCUAAUUUCUAUGAUAUGUAAAUGGACCAAUAAGAUAUAUGAUGUGUGAAUUUUAAGUAUAUAUAUAUUUUUGUUGAGAAGCUA
Molecule: messenger RNA, 1452 nt
Organism: Lotus japonicus
Lineage: Eukaryota; Viridiplantae; Streptophyta; Magnoliopsida; Fabales; Fabaceae
Product: chaperone protein dnaJ 10
Exons: 9
Coding region: 228-1247 (339 amino acids)
Source: RefSeq, a predicted model, not a curated record